This is a messenger RNA of Anopheles coluzzii, 1850 nucleotides long. RefSeq lists its product as uncharacterized. NCBI's taxonomy places the organism in Eukaryota, Metazoa, Arthropoda, Insecta, Diptera, Culicidae. The transcript has 3 exons. The record is from RefSeq and is a predicted model, not a curated record. Bases 17 to 424 code for a protein of 135 amino acids.
AGUCGGCGUACAGCGAAUGCGCAUCGAUCGGUGUUGCGCAUUUUCGCGGUUCACUAUCGUGUCAGUUCGUGGCGUUAGUUCUUCGCAGAUCGACCGUUUGCCGCGUGGUCGUUCUUGCCGUGAUCGUGCUCUCGUGAUCGUGAGUAAUAGUGACAGGAGACAGGAGCAAACCAAAUCCCAUCCCAACAUGUGUACCAGUGAUGCUUGUUCCAUCAUGGUCACCGUGAUAGACGGGCUGGUGAACGCAACCAAGAUGCCGCUCGGGUUGGCCGAGGCCGACAGCAGCCUGCUCGCGUUGUCCAACCGGUCCGCAGCCGCCGGGUUCGAUGCAGCCGAUGCAAUCGUGGACGCUUCGUUCGAUUUGCUGGUGAAAAAGUUUUUUCGUGACACUGGUGUUCUUCAUCUAUCUGGUGCAGAUCGUUAAGUUUCUAACGCUCCCGCUGCGCGAACGGCUCGAGCAGGGCGAGGAAGCGCAACGCCUCAAGCGCAUCUGCAUGAUCAUCGUGAAGGCCAUCCUGUCCGGCAGUGCCGGCGCUUGCUAAGCCCCGUUGCGUCCGCAAUCACCGCUUGCGCGUACAGCAAUGAACGUGAACCAACAGGAAGGCGCGCGGUGCAAACUUUCCCCCUUUGGAUCAGCUGCUGUCACCAUUGUUUUGCUUUGUGCCUUUCUUUAUGAUGUACGGUUUAGUUAGUUUUAUGAUGCAAUUUCCCAACCUCCCCCUCAAUGCACACACACACACACAAACGCGCGCAAAUGGUGUUGCGUAUCGUAUCGUGGCCGGCGUUUUGUACGUGCAGCGUAUCUCUAAUUGAUCGUGCGAUUAAAGCAUCAAAUAGGCAGGAACCAGCUACCACCUGUCCCAAAUUGACCUAUAUUUAAAUAUGGAAGGAACCGAGGUGGUUCGUUGACACACUGUUCACAUAACACGCACAUGAAAUCGAUAUUACGAUCACUUUUUUUUGUCGAUACGAUUUUCGUUCUCCGGUCGCGGAUUGGCUGUGAUUUCAAAGUGUCCUGUGUCCUUCGCUUGCUACUACAGUACACUGCCCGGCAAGUGAUACAGGCUGGUGUGAGAGUCGAAACCCAAUAGGUAUUAUGAUAGAUAGCGUGUGCGUUGCAUAGCUAGUGUAAGAAGAAAAGGUAGACAAUUUUAUUAGCUGUUAAGGUAUGCGACCGGGUAAGCAGGUGAUAUGAAGCCAACACCACCGCUACUGCUGUUGGCAGGUUUUAAGUGAAUGUGAAAACGAAACGGUGUCCAAUUGAAGUGAAACCACCGACCGAAGUUAGAUGGUUUUACUAGCCCGCACGAACAUGUUGUGUUUGCUCCGUUUCAUAACGAACCGCUUCACUAGUAUCGUAAAGCCCAUUACGAAAUAUGCUUCAUAACUCAGCCACCAGAACUAGAGAGACGCACUAGACACGUUUAAAGUUCGAGAUUUGGCCCACCUGCCCCAAAACUGCUGCACUCUUUUAUCCACUAGCUGAUCUCAUGAGUGUUUCCUUUUCCAUUGGAUUUUGAAAGACGUGAGUUUAUAGUGAAGAUUGAAAGCAUGCUGACCGUACCGAAACCGGUUUCGGGCUGCAUUGUGCGGGACCGGAACUGUUGGCAUUGAAAACGAUCAUCCUUGUCCGUGGAAUGCGUCCGUGGAAUGGGAAAGAUAAUGGGAAGCGUAGGCAACGAGGACCCGCGUGGAAGGCGAGGAUGCAAUCUGUAGGGUGCAGAGGGUGGCAUUGAUCGGUGUGUGCAGGGUAAUGCACUAUGCAAUAAAGUGCAGUGAACGCAAUAGGCAAGGUUAUAGCGAGUUAAAAGGAAGUGUAUGUAAUGAAUAAAUUGAUUUUUUUGUAAACA